GCUGUUAGCAAAACCGCCACGGACCCGAACCCUCCCCAAGGACAUUAGAUCGGCGGGUUUAUAUUGGUUCAUCUUGCCAAUGUGACACAGCGUCAGCAAGUGCUGAUUACUCAUAGCCAAGAAAUGUAACCCCGCCCUCCUCGGAGGCAGUUGCGUCAGUCUGUCGUCCGGUUGAAUAUAAAUUCACACAUCGACUCGCCAACUGAGAGAAACUUCGGCCUCAGUUUCUUCCAGCCUGCCAACCGUAUCGUAACCCAGCUCAGUCUUGGGCUCAGAAGUAGACUCCACUCUCUACGAUGGCUCCGCCGAUCCUCAACGAGAACCAAUUCGCCCACAGCGGCGACAAGACCACCUUCUACUGGUCCGCCGGUCCUUCCCAGGGACCACUUGUGAUCUUUGUUCACGGCUGGCCUGCAAACGGCGAGACAUGGAAACCUCAACUCCUGGCCCUCGCAUCUCUGGGCUUCCGGGUCAUUGCGCCGGACACCCGCGGUUACGGACGAUCCAGCGUGCCGCAAGGGCCCGAGGCCUACGCCCUGGAGCACCAUGUGUCGGAUUUGCUAGCGCUCCUGGCCCACCUUGGCCGCGAUAAGGCCAUCUGGAUCGGUCAUGACUGGGGCGCUGGCCUUGUCUGGGGCUUCGCCUCUCACCACCCGGACAAGUGCAUCGCCGUGUGCUGCAUGGCCGUGCCGUACAACGUGCUCGACCCGGAGACUCUUGUCGGCCUCUCCGACCGCGAGCUGUAUCCCGAGGCCGAGUUCCCCUACGCGCAGUGGGACUACCAAAUCUUCCACAAUGAGCAGCCCGAAGCCAGCGCUGCGCAGCUGCAUUACAACGUGCCCAACACCAUCAAAUCGUUGUAUCGGCCCGGCGAUCCGGGGGAGUAUGGCAAGCUCGCCUUUACCAGCGCAAUUCGGAAAGACGGCGGGUGGUUUGGCAACGCCCCCGGUGCACCAGACGUGCCGUUCGAGAAGACCCUGCUCAAGGAUGACAAGCCUGCCUUUGACCGCAUGGUGGCCGAGUUCGAACGGAACGGCUUCGAGGGCCCCAACGAUUAUUACCGCAACUUCGAGGCUAAUAAGGCCUACGACGCGAAGGCACCCAACGGGCGUCGGCUCCGCUUCCCUGUCCUGUUCAUCGGGGCUCAGUGGGACACCGUCUGCGACACGAAGAAUUCCAGGCUGAAUGAACCCAUGCGGGAGCUGUGUGAGAAGCUCACCGAAGUGAGCAUCGAGGCAGGACACUGGGUUGCCCUGGAGAAGCCGGAGGAGACAAACGCGGCAAUUGUUAGGUGGAUCGCCACGAAGGUGCCCACUUACUUUCCCGGGUACUGGAAGACGCCUUUGGUGUCUCGUGUAUGAUAUGACGGUUUCAGGGGUAGAAUCUUUGAAUCCCGCAACUUACAUGAAGAAAUGUUCUUCUGAAAUGCCGCUGCAUGCUCAGUCA
This is a messenger RNA of Colletotrichum navitas, 1446 nucleotides long. RefSeq names its product Alpha/Beta hydrolase protein. The record is from RefSeq and is a predicted model, not a curated record. Gene Ontology annotation, molecular function: hydrolase activity. The coding region runs from base 297 to 1361 and encodes 354 amino acids. Lineage: Eukaryota; Fungi; Ascomycota; Sordariomycetes; Glomerellales; Glomerellaceae. The transcript has a single exon.